AUGGAUCGAUUGAAAAUUUUGCUCCCAUUAUCGGACACUUCUGAUUUACACAUAACUUCCACUACCUUAACCCUCCUUCGUUCUUCUCAAUUUUGGAAUUUUAUAUUGCGAGCGACCGGAAAAGUCUCUGAUUUGAACGCGCACCCAUAUAUUCGACAAAUAAAAGCAAUAAUAAGUGGGUUUAUUAAAAUUAUUAAAAAAGAUGCUAUUACGAUCCGAUCUUUACAACAACUUCUCAAGUAUGAGGAUGAAACAUUGAUUCGAUUCUUCAAUUCAAAUAAUAUAAAACAAGGGGAUAUUAACAAGCUUCGUAUCCAAUGUGGAAAUUAUGAAGAAAAAUUAGCACAACUUCAUUAUUUUUAUACUCAAUUUUGUCCAGUUGAAAAAAUUAAAGGUGUUGAUGUUUUUCUUAAAGAUAUGGAACAAAGAUCAAAAUGUGACACUUUAACUCUUCAAGAGACUCUAGCAGAUAAUCAUUGGGAAUAUCACAAGACUAAUGAAAAUGCUGCAAAACUAACAUAUAAAUUAGCAAAUCUUCAAACAUUCAGAAAUAUAUUUAAUCAAAAGAUUAAUAGUGAAGAAGAAAUUAACAUUGAAGAAUUGGCACAAAGUAUUAUACCAUCACUUGCCCAAAUAUAUGAACAAAAGACCAUGAAAUACAAAACUAAUGAAUGGGAAACCCUUUAUUGCAUUGAAGAAAGCACUUUUUGGAAUAAUGUUAAAGAUGUUAAAGCAGAACUUGAUUUUAUGAAUUUAAAAGCGGAUAAAAGAUUGAUAAAAACUUUAACAUAUGUGUCAAGGUAUCCUAUAUAUGUUGAAAGACUUCAGCAAUUGAAUGAGGUGGUAUCAAUGUUUAAGGUAACUCAUACAAAAGAAGAUUGGAUUGAAACGCAGCUUACGCUUUUAAAUGGAAACUAUUUAUGGCUCGGAAGACUUAAUGAUUUCUUUGAAUAUCAUGAUCGGUCCUUAUCUUCACUUAAUGAAAAUUGUUGGGAACUGAUUAAGUCAUUAUCACUUGCCGAUGAAUUUAUCCGUUUCCUUCAGUCUGUGGCUGAACAUGAUAUAACUAAUAUAAUUAAUGGUGUGGAUAAUCAAUCUGAUGAACGUCUCAUUCAAGAAGAUACAGUUUCUUCAUUGAUUCAAGUUAAAAAAUUCUUAUUGCCAUUGUUAAAGAAUGUAGAAAGUUUAAAACCUAAAACAUUUUUGAAAAAACUCUGUGAAAUCACAGAGCAAAAUCCAGUAUUGGGGCAAAAGAUUACUUUAUGUAAUAGUAAUAGAAAAGCAUUAGAGAAUAUGUAUAAAAAUAUUAAUAAUAGAACUGAAGUUACUCAAGAAAGAAUUAUUAACGCUGUAAAGAUUGGAACAUAUACAUUUAAACGAAUUAGUAAUGAUGAUAAAUGCACUGCUACUUUAUCUUAUCCUAUCAACUCCUUUUCAGCUAAUUCUGACUCUAUGGACGAUAAAGAUGAAUCUAAUGAAAAACCAUACACUUUAAAUGAUUUGCAAGACUUAAGAGGAAGGGCUUUGUUAAUAGCCAAACCUGGUGUAACUAUAGAAAUGGAAAUUCCUGAAAAAGAGCAAGAGCAACAAGAAAGGGCUAAAAAAAUAAUGAAUGAAUUUGUGAUCCAAGUAGAUUUUGCACAGGAGAUUAUAAAUGUUGCUUCUAAAUUAAUUCAGAUAGGUCACUUUAAUUAUAGAGAUUUUAAUAAAAGUGUUAAAGGAACUGAAAAUAUGCAGAAAUUGUUAAAUGAAUUAAAUGAGCAUCUGGUUGAAUGGGCACAAAAAGAACAUUAUUAUUUGACCUUCUUCCCUGCGCGUCACAUCUUGGCAUUUCAUGAUUAUUUUAAUGACAAUGCCAAAGAUAAAGCUGCAAACCUUGAAGAAUGUCAAAUACUUAUAACAUUUGUGAAUAAUGCUGCUCGAUUGCCACCACCAAAAUCACAAAUACAAAUGGAAAUUAUUGAUGAUAUUCAUGAAAACUCUCAUGAUUAUUAUAGUACUCUAUGUAGUAUAGGGUCCAAAUUGGCAGAUAUAUUUGAAAACAUUCCCAAACAGAUACGAGAAAUUAAAGACACGGGAGAACGUAUUAAAUCAGAUAUUGUCCAACCUGGGAAAUUAUUUGUGGCUGCAUGUAGUAAUAAAUCUCUUGUACCAAAUAUCAUAAUGUCACUGUAUGCCAAUCACAAAUCUUAUCCUCAACCGUGGCAAAUAUUGAUAUGCACUUCUUCAACGACUAUGGAAGAACUUUCUAUUUUCACUAAACGAUGUUUCUUUGCGUCUGAUAAUGGAUAUGACGGCCAUUUAUUCUGCAUCGCUAAUUUAGAACUAGUAGAUUUUGAGUUACAGUAUAAUCUUGUUAAUAACAUUAGAUCCAUGAAUCGGAUGAAAAAUAUCAAAGAUAAAUAUUUAUUAGCUCUUAUAUGUUGCAAAGAAUCUGAAGUUCAACAUCAUAUAUUGGAUCAAUUUUCUCAGGAUAUUCAUGUAACCAAUGGGCUAGAUGUAGAUGCUAUGAAAGGAAUAUAUCAAGAGCUAUGUCCAGACGUUAGACGUGUAUCAUCAGAAUUAUCAGGACAGGGUAAAACGGAAUGGAUUAAAGAUGCUAGUUUUGAGAAAAAUAAAAUUCCUCGUAGUUUUCUAAUUAGUGAUGGAGUUGAUUUUGGAACACUUGUUAGGCGUUUAAAAGAACACAAGAUUAGACCAGUUGAAAGUUUGCAUUUAAAUAUAGUAUCUGCAGAUAAUCCUGGUGACGUUAAUCUAUUCCUAUUUGAACUGUUAACUUUAGGAAUGGUUUCUAAUUAUACGGAUAUAGUUUGUCUUCCCAAUACUCCCAUUUUCAUUGAAGUUGCAACAACUGUUGGACAGUAUUUACUCAAAUCUUUGCCAUUUGUCGAAUGUCUUUCCAGCGAACAUAUAACUUGGGAUAUUUCUAAUCUUUCUGUAUCUCAAGAAAUUGAUAACCCAAUUCAAAUCGUUUGUCAUUAUUUAGAAGCGGAUGAAAAAUCAACUAUUGAAGAAAAAGAUCUUUUGUUCAAUACCACUGGCACUGAUAUCACGGAGCCACUAGAGGAAAAUCGUUGUAGAGAACUCAUCAAAAAAUAUUUGUUUGACGAUAAGGAUGAUAGUGAUAUUUCAUCAUAUAGAUUUGUCGAAAUUUUUAUUAAUGUUUUGGCAAAUCAAUUAAUUGGACUAUCUUUAAGUUCCUACUUCCGAGUUGAUAAUUUAAAAUUAAUGACUAAAGAAAAAGACAUUAGAAAAACUUUGGUCAAUACAUUACUUACUGCCUCCAAAGAUUUUGCCACACGUUCAAUAAAGACUAAAGCUGCUCAAUUAGAAUCAAUAACACCUUUAAAUGAUGAUAGACUGGGUACAAUUGUUCAAUGGGAAGAUUCAAAUCAUUUAUUAGUGUUUUUCUUGUCUCAAGCACCAGAUUCUAUUUGUGCUUUAUAUCGUAAUGCAAAAAAAGUUCCAGACAAUGUAACAAAAUUAUUACAAACCGGGGUAGUCGAAGUUAAGUUUCAUGCGCUGAACCUGCACGCGGGUAUUUCCGAAGACAUCAUAAGAUCUUUCAUGACAAUGGUUCAGGAUGAAUCUCAAGAGAAGGAAACUUGGAUAUUUUUUGAUGAAAUUAAUACUUGUAAUUACAUGGGACUUCUCUCCGAUCUCAUAGCUCAUAGACGAUGGUUAGGCAAAGAAGUCCAUUAUAACAUUCGCAUUUUUGCUGCUUGUAAUCCUUAUCGUAAACGCACUAAAAGUCAGAGUAGUGUGGGAUUAAAGGUACAGCAAAAGAUAAAAUAUGAGGAAAGAAAUGAGUUGGUUUAUCAAGUCAAACCAUUGCCAGAUCAAAUUCUUGAUUAUGUUUGGGAUUAUGGAAUUCUUCAGGCACUUGAGGAAGAAAAGUAUAUUCAAACAAUGGUUUCUGAAUCAUUAGGAGAAUAUGAUGAUAAUAGUGUAUUUGCAAAAUUAUUGGCAGAAUCACAACGAUAUAUUAGACACAUCGAAGAACCUUAUAGUGUUAGUCUAAGAGACGUGAAACGUGCGAUCACUCUAGUAAAAUUCUUUGCAAAGAGUCUCACGAAUCGUCCUCCGAUUCGAAGAAAAAAUUCACCUCCGUACCCUAAUCCAGCCGAUGGAAUUAAAUUUUCGAUUAGAUGUUAUGUAUUGUCAUUAGGACUCUGUUAUCAGUGUAGAAUGUAUGAGCAGUCUAUUAGACAAACGUAUAGAGAAAAAAUGGCUAGAUUAUUGCUUACUAAUGGAAUUCAAUUUGAUGAGGCUAAGUUUAACACUAUCAUUAGACAAGAGCAAGAAGAUUACAUUAAUAGAAUGAUUUGUCCUCCAAAUACUGCACAUAAUGAAGCACUUUUAGAAAAUGUUUUGGUUAUGAUAGUUUGUAUUUUAACAAAGAUUCCUGUAUUUAUUAUUGGUGCCCCUGGCUCCUCAAAAUCGCUAGCAAUAAGACUUGUAAGUCAGAAUCUAAAAGGCUCGGAUUCAAAUGACAAGUACUUUCAGGAAUUACCGCAGGUUUAUCUAAUCCCUUAUCAAGGUUCAUCGUCUUCAACAUCCGAUGGUAUCAUAAAAGUAUUUGAAAAAGCUGUUAAUUAUCAGAAUACGAGUUCUAAAGAAUUUAAAAUCAUUAGUGUGGUCUUGCUUGAUGAAGUUGGAUUGGCAGAAACAAGUCCAUUCAAUCCAUUAAAAGUUCUUCAUUCAUUACUUGAACCAAGCUAUCCUUCGGAUGGUCCUACCGUAGCUUUUAUUGGCAUAUCUAACUGGAGAUUAGAUAAUAGCAAGAGCAGUAGAGCAUUAUUGGUUCAAAGACCGAAAUUUGACCUGGAUGACCUGAUAGAUACAGCAGUCAAUCUUCUAGGCUCAAAGACCAAUCCUGGCGGUUCUAAGAUAACAAGUUCCUCUCUUAAACCACUCGCAGAUGCUUAUUCAUCUUACGAGCAAACUGGGCAGCUGCUUCCUAAUUUCCAUGGUCUUCGUGAUUACUACGCAUUAGUAAAAUCAUUAUCUUUGGCUGAAUUAACGCCUCAAAAUAUUCAAAAAUCCUUAGUUCGAAAUUUUGGUGGUACAGAUCCGGAACAAACUCAAAAAUUAUGCGAACAUUAUUUUGGAGAGGUAUUUAGACUAUCUAAUGAUGCCAAGAAUUGGGAAUAUACUCCUAUUCCGGUCGAAGAGUUAAUUAAUGCGAAUUUGGAUGAUGAAGGGGCAAGACAUCUUAUGGUCAUUGGAAAAAGUGAUUCAAUUGUCAGUUUGUUGACUUAUCAGUUGAGAAGUAGAAAUUUAGAUCCGGUUAUUAUCUUGGGAUCUCAAUUCCCUGAUGAUCGAGAUGAUUAUUCUUAUAGUGUGCUAAGCAGGAUUAUGAUGUGUGUUGAAGCUGGAAGACCAUUAAUAUUGACAGACUUGGAAAUUAUUUACGGGAGUCUUUAUGAUCUGUGGAACCAAAACUAUAUCGUCGUGGGUAGUGCAGAUGAUCCAAAAUAUUAUACUAGAGUGGCACUCGGUGCUUAUGCGAAUCCUAUGCUUUUUGUCAAUAAAACAUUUAGAUGUAUUCUAGUACUUGAUGAGAAGAAACUUGAGACAGCUGAUCCACCACUUCUAAAUCGGUUCGAAAAACAAAAAAUGACAAUAAACAACAUCUUAACACCUCAAAAUAUUCAGAUAGUUGAACAAUUAUCUAGCUGGGUAACUCAAAUGUCAAAAGUAUUUGGUGGCCUUAACUCAGCCAUGUCAAUAAUGGAAUUUAAGCAAAAGGAUCUAUUUAUUGGAUUUGAUCCUGAUGAAACAUUACAAAGUUUAGUGAUUGACAUUACUAAGAGAUAUCCGAAUAGUGAUGAUGCAGACAUUCUUCAAAAGUGUAAAGAAAAACUGAUCGCAAUUGCCUCAAGUGAUGGAAUUAUAAGAGCGGAAAAAUCUGGAUUAGAUGCCGAUGAAAUUAAGUUCUGGAAAAAUAUUUACUAUAAUGACCAAUGCCAUAAUGAUCUUGCCACAUACAUUCAAUCUUCUCUAAAUAAAUUAAAAAAUGAAAAUUACUCAGAAGGACUUCAAGUUAUCAUUAAUACAUUCUCCAACAUUAACACAGAUGUAGAAGCUUGUCUGAAAGACACGAUCAAUUGUCAAGUAGAUAAAUUAUCGACAUUCAAAACAGAAGCACAGCUUCAAAACAGAGUUAAACAUUUCUGGUUAAAUUCUACGGCUGAAAUGUUAAUUCUCCAAUGUGAUGUUACGACGAUAAGUGCCGGAUGUAUUAAAUUGGCUAAAUUUAUAAUUGAACAAUUUAAAAACGAUUAUAUGAUUAAAAAGAAAACAAGGCCUGAAUUGAAGAUGAAAACAAAACAUUCAUGUGUUAUACUGCAUAUUCAUAGAAAGCAAGAAAAUUCAUUGGCAACUUUUAAUUUUAUGUGUGGAUGGGAUCAAAUAACGAUUGAAACUCUAUCUGAACAAGAAAUACCUUUAUCAAAACUUUUGGAUAGAAGUCUAAAUGAUGUUAUUAAUACUACUUAUAAAUUUGAAGAUAUUUUGAAACAAGAAUUAUUAUGGUGCUUGUUGUGUAUGAAAUAUCCCUCGAAUAUAAAAUCCAUUGAGCAUAUCAGGAUUUUGAACUCAGAAAUUUGUAAACACCCAAUUUUAUUGGAGUGCAUAAAAGCACGCACCCAACAGUGGCUUCAAGAAAAGGCAUCUAAAAGCUGGCAAUAUGAUGUAGCAUCCAAUAAGAAAUUAUUAUAUAGAUAUCCAUCAUUUUUAGCAGCAUUACAGGCUUAUAUCAAAGGAUUUGUCAGAAGACCGAUUGCCAAAGCUUUAUGUGCACUUGAAAGAUUCGCAGCAACCAAAACUUUCUUCUUAAUAGAUAAUCCAAAUAUUUCAAAUGAAGAUAAUUAUUUGCUCAAUUUUUGGUUAGAAAUGUUUAAUGAUCAAAAAAUAAUUAAUAUCGAAGAAAUAUCAGAGCCAUCACCAGAUUUAUAUACUAUGCCUCUAGGAAUUUAUAAUCUACAAUUUCCAUUUUCUUAUUACUUCAUGGAACAAAUUGAUAAUUUUAGACCAAUUUAUCAGGAAGAAAUUAAUAUAUUAUACCAAAAUCCCGAUAACGUGAACAACCUAUCUGGUGAACUCGAAGAUUCUGUGAUUAAUGAAUAUCUUAAAAAUUUCACCGAAAAAAUCAGAGCAGAAGUUCCUUUAUUAAAAACAUCACCAUUGGAUAAAGCAUCAGAUCUGUAUUUCAAAGAUUUCAUUUCGGUUAUAGCAUGUAAUGAACCUGGUAACAAAGAUCCUGAAUUAUUAGAAUCAAUCUUUGAAAGAAGACUCGGCAAAGAAAAGGUUUUGAAUCCAAUAAUAUUACAUACUUAUUGGUGGAUUCAUGGAAAUUCCAUAAUGGCAGAAUUACAACUAGUUCAAAUAUGCCCAACAAUAGCUCCAGAAUUAAAAAACAAAUCUGGUGACGCCGUAACUCUAGUUAAAGAGGCUAUAGAAAUAUUAUUAGUUAAAAUCAGCAAAGACAAAAACAUGAAUGAAGCUUACGAACAAAAAGAAGUUGAUCGAUGGAAAUAUGAAGCUACUAAGGUUCUUUCAUUCAGCAAAGAAAUUCCAAAAGCUUCAACACUAGAAUCUCUCAAAUUAUUGCAAUUUUGUAACGAUUUACUCUCCAUCAAAUCAAUCAGACCACAUAGUAUUUCAAGGAUUAUUUCUCUUGCACAAAAUUCAGUGUCAACAUUGACGAUAGAGGUCUUGAAUGUAUUAUUCGAUGUUUUAUAUGAAAUCGAACCCACUGAAAUAAAUUUGGUAUUUAAACGAAAUAUUAUUCUAAGAUGCCUUGAUAUAAUUCCUCUAGAGUCAGAUUUACGAAUUUGGCUCUAUCGAAGGUUGUUUGAAAAUCAACCAUUCCCACUUAUGGGUAUAAUUAUUCAAAAAAUUUUCGAAACAGAAAAAACAGCACACGAAGGUAUAUUCUUCCAACUUAUUAAAGGCCAACCAGGGAUUCUUACUUUUUAUCCUAGACUUCAAGAAAUCGAUAAAUAUCUUACAGAACUUGAUUUAAAAAUGGCCACUUUAUGCUGUGAUAUCAUUCAACGAUGUUUUUUUGCAAAAACGACUAUAGAAAAAUUAGUAUCCUACUUCCCUCAUGCUUUAAGAACAUUGUGUGAAGAAGAAAUACAACCAUUACAACGAAUCUCAGCUGUUGCAUUCUUAAAAGAAUUUGUUAGAAUGUUUUUUGAUGUAGUCAUCAAUAAUGAAAAUGCUUCUGUUGCAUAUCAACUUGAUAGUAUCCAAGGGAUUAACGGUACCAACUUUUUACAUAAAAUCAUUGAAGCGUUAAAAGUAGAACACUCGUUAGUAUAUUCGUUAAGAAUAUAUUUCCUUCGAGAUUUAAGAAGACGUGGAUAUUCAUUCGAUGAAGUAAGAAGGUUUUGUAAGAGACGACCUGAUGAACUGCCUUGGCUGAAUAAUUUCCCUUGGGAAUCUAGUGAUUCAACAAGAUUUCCAUUUAACCCUUAUUGGCAUCUUUCCGAAUAUCCAGAAACUGAAAUUGCAUAUGCGAAUAUGCGCCGAAUUGGAAAUAAAGUACAGAUAGAUGAUUUCCUUAAAAAAGUCGAUGGAGGAUCAAUAAAUUCACGAUUAUCUCUUAUUGGAUUGCUUGUCAUGAGACUCCAUGCUGUUAGGGCUUCACGUGGGUGGGAUGAAAAAGAAAGAGAGUUAACUAUACAUUUAAAAUCAAAAAUUGAUAACAUGAUUAGUCUUCCAGAUGCUUAUAGACAAAUGGUUUCCAAACUUUUAGAAAAUACCCACAAUUUAUAUAAGAUUGGAACUGACACCACAAGUAAUAAUUUAAUCAUGAAAUCAGUACUUAUUUAUAUAGUUGGAUUACACGCCUCUAUGAAUUCAGAUUUUUCACCCUUGACUGCUUAUUUGCAAGAAAUAGAAGGAUGUGGUUCCAUGUUUAUUUUAUCAUGCCAAUCAGAUGAGGAAUCUGCUUUGUUCAAUGCGGUUGCUGCUAUGGGAGGUGUAUCUAGAUAUCAAUGCCAAUGUGGCUUUAAAUACGUAAUAGGCAAUUGUGGUGGUGCCAUGGUAACGGCAACAUGCCCUGGAUGUGGAAAUACAAUUGGUGGAAGUCAUCAUCGGUCAGCACCUGGCAACACACGACUUGAUCAAGAUAUUGUCUUAUCAGUGACAUCAAAUGAUCAAGCAGGAUAUGUUUCGGAAAAACUAGAAUCUUCACAAACUUAUACUGUUCGAGCAAUGUGCCCAACUUCAUAUCGAAUUUUACAUCUGAUAGUUCAUACACUUAUCUUAGCUUCAACACCGUCAGAGGCCACAAAUAAUUUCUUUAAACAAAAUGGAAAUACUUAUGGAGAUGUUACGGACUAUUGCAUGAAGCAUAUUGAAAAUGAUUGGGCUGUCUUAAAAAAGCUUCUUAAUAUUUCUGAUGAAAAUUUGGCACUAUUAUUCCAUUCUAUACUAAUCGAGAUGAUAAAUAAUCCAAAUCAUUCUAAACCAAACCAUUUGUUUAACUCGGUCGCAAGACAACAGUGGGAAACAAACUUUGCUCGAAAUUAUGUUACACCACUGAUAAAUAAUGUCACUCAAACCAUUAGAAACUUUAGUACUUCGUUGAGAAAUGCAAUGAAUGCGGCAGAAGUAUCUAGUAACAUUCUUGAUACAGAAAUUAGUCAAACGUUAGACAUGUCCCCACAACAUUGUAAAGAAUAUCUUCCCGGAUUGUGGAGAACUCUCGGCACAGUUUGUUAUGAAAGUCUUAAUGCUUAUUACUCUAGAGAUAUGCAUCAUAAUGUUCAAGCAUUUCCAUUCUUGGCAGUUUAUUUCAAGCAUGAAAAAAGCUUGUCACAAAUCAAGCAUCUUUAUCCUAUUGUCAAUUUCGUUAAAAUAUUACAUUCAAAUCUUGCCUAUAGAUUGCAAAGAGAAAAAGCAGUUAGUUAUACAUUCAAAGAAUUUAUUGAUGAAUCAAAGAACGAAGCAAUGUUUGAUACUCGCAUGACUCUAAAUACUGCUUUUGAAGAGUUUGCUAACGCUUGGAAUUCAGUUAUUGACAAUGUUACUCGAUAUCAGUGUCAUGAACUACCCAGACAUCCACAGAUUACUAUUAAUGAUUCUGUGACGUUCGGUUUAAUGGAGGCUAGGGAUUCUGGUGUUUUCUUAUGCGCAAUUAUAGACUAUUUGGUCGAUUUACAUAAUAAUUUCUUGGAGGAUGUUAUAGCCAUUCCAGAAAGAUCUUGUCUCUCUCUAAAAUUCUUAGAAGAAGCUACACCUUGGGUAUAUGAAGAAAUUGUUACUUCAACUCAGGUUAGAGUCACAAAAGCCACAAAUCCUUAUCAUAUUCCGUCAAAACGUUUAGAUUCAAUAAAACGAUCAAACAUUGUUGAUUAUGAGUGGGAUAAUAGGAUCCUUCGGUAUAGUCAGCAUAACCUUAAAAUUGGACACGGUGAAGAUAUAAUGUUCGAUCUUCAAGCUAUAGAAAUGGAACUUGCUCAAACUUUAGUCUCCGAAAAAGCGUAUAUUGAAAGAAAUGGUGACCAAUUAUUAAUGGACAAAUUCCCGUAUCACUUAGAACUAUUCCAAAGUUCAAUGAGAAUUUUAGGUGAAAUUAAAGAAUUAAUUCCACAAGAACCUAUUCCUAAUGACAAGAUUUCAUUAAUCUUUGAAUCCACUUCAUCAGCACCUUUAACAUCAAAUCCAUUUAAGAAUGCAAAUAUUUUAGCAAAGUAUUCAAUCGAAAAUGCAACAGAAUUACUUUCAUUCUUGGAAAUAUUUUUAUGCUUCAUUAAAAGAAUCUCAGCCGAUAAUGGUGAAACUCUUAUGAAAGAGUUUGUAAACCAAUGGUUAAAAUUAUCAAACUUAAUGGAAAAUAUCGGUUUUCAACAUAUUUUAAAUCUCGAGCUGAAAUUAAAACAUGCUAUUUCCUUAUACGAAUUAGUUGAAAAUCAAGUCGCAAACGAAGAGAUUAAAUAUCUUAAUACUAAAUAUAAAAAAUCACUAGAUGAAGAUAUGAAAAAUCAAGUUUUAGAAGCUAUUGAUUUCGAACAAAAUACUGGAGAACAAAAACAAAAGAUACCAGCCGAAGCGUUUGUUAUUGCUCUUAAGAGAUAUAUGCAAAGAUUCUUGUGCACAGAUAAUAUUAAAGCAAGUGAUCCAUUGUACAUUUAUGUUAACGAUAUGAGUCUGAAUUUAUGGCCCGACAGUGUCCCCGAGGAGUUAUUGGAUGAUGUUUUCCCGGAUUCAUUGUUGGUAGAAAAUACAUUCGAGGCUUACGAAUUUGUCAAUAAUAUGAUCAAGGUUGAUCAACAAUCACUUCCUGCAGUUAAGCAAAUCAAUCCAAUAGAAUUAGAUAACUCUAUGGAAGUGGAUCAUCCGGGAGUGGAUCGUCAUUCAAUGGAUUUAGAUCCCUAA
Racocetra persica is the source of this 11394-nucleotide messenger RNA. Lineage: Eukaryota; Fungi; Glomeromycota; Glomeromycetes; Diversisporales; Gigasporaceae. The record is from the annotation of a GenBank genome assembly.